Messenger RNA from Lucilia cuprina (Australian sheep blowfly), 741 nucleotides. Its product is annotated as protein Abitram. Gene Ontology annotation, molecular function: actin monomer binding; actin filament binding. The record is from RefSeq and is a predicted model, not a curated record. The transcript has a single exon. NCBI's taxonomy places the organism in Eukaryota, Metazoa, Arthropoda, Insecta, Diptera, Calliphoridae. Gene Ontology annotation, cellular component: lamellipodium; dendrite; filopodium tip. The coding region runs from base 1 to 600 and encodes 199 amino acids. Gene Ontology annotation, biological process: regulation of actin filament polymerization; dendrite morphogenesis; regulation of filopodium assembly.
AUGCAUACUGAUCCUUUAGCUGAAUUCUAUUUCCAACCGGAACCCCACACCAUUUGCGGCCAAGAAGUUAAACCUAUUACCGAUGAAUUUAUAGAAAAUUUUCCUUCUGUUGUUGAUCGUUUCUUUACACGUUACUAUUACAUUAAGAAAGGUGCCGAUCAGGCUCCCUACAAAGUUCUAUUCCACUCCAAUCGCAUUUGUUUAAUAUGCCUGGCACCCGAACAUCCCGCCCUGCAAAGCGGCAUUGCCAGUAUUAACUUCGAUAUUGGACAAAUGGAUCGUAGUAAAAACACCGUUAAGGGUAAGGGUAAAAAAGGUGGUAUGGUUUUACAAGCAGAUUCCACACUCGCUCUAUUAGCAUCCAAAACUGGUGAGGUAUAUAAAGUUCCCAGUUGUGUGCGUAGUAAAUUGGUUGAGGUAAACACUGAAGUAUCGAAACAUCCAGAAUUAUUGGCAAGCUUACCCGAGGGAGAAGGAUAUUUUGCUAUUGUUUUACCCAAACCGGAACAUUGUGAAGAAAUCAAAGCUAGUCUUAUGACCCAGGAACAAUAUAAUGAAUAUCAAGAGACAUUGAGACAAGCUAAUAAGGAAGCGAAAUGACAAUUGUAACUACAUGCAGUGUGUUUGUUUUAGCUAUGACUCUUUUAAAAUUAAUACAUUUACUAUGUUCGUAAAAUAGUUUUGUUAAGAAUGUAAUAAAUAUAAAUUUCAGUGAUUUUUAUAAAUGAAUUGUUUGGCAAA